AUGGAAAUGGAUGGAACACAACUUCUCUUGAAUGACGAAGGCGAAGCACAAGAAGAACUGUUGUUCGAAGACAUGUCACCCAAGAACGAAGGAAAAACAACAGAGGACAUUAGAUCAACACAAAUCACUUAUCUUUCACUAAAUAAUACAUUAAGAAUGCAUAGCCGAGCCGCUCGUGGAGGAGCUACAGCUGCUAGUGGGGCCGGUGCUGCAGCUAAUCCAGCAAGUAUCAAAGAACGUCUUCUUGGUUGGUGUCAGCAAGCAACGCAAGGUUACAAAUAUGUUAAUGUAACAAACUUUUCCUCUUCAUGGGCUGAUGGCAUGGCAUUUUGUGCGUUAGUCCAUCAUUAUUUACCGAAUUCAAUUAACUACGAUGCACUUAAUCCUAAAGAUAGACGGAGAAAUUUUGAGAUCGCCUUCAAAGCUGCCGAAGACAACGGUUGUGCACCAUUACUUGACGUGAACGAUAUGAUCGAAAUGGGUGAUAAACCCGACUGGAAGUGUGUUUUCACAUACAUUCAAUCACUUUAUAAACAUUUCGUUAUGAUGCCUCAGGCCAUGGCAGCGCGAGCCGCUGCCACCCAAGCUGGCAAUCAUUAA
Adineta ricciae is the source of this 600-nucleotide messenger RNA. The record is from the annotation of a GenBank genome assembly. NCBI's taxonomy places the organism in Eukaryota, Metazoa, Rotifera, Eurotatoria, Adinetida, Adinetidae.